Messenger RNA from Raphanus sativus (radish), 1190 nucleotides. Its product is annotated as cysteine and histidine-rich domain-containing protein RAR1. NCBI's taxonomy places the organism in Eukaryota, Viridiplantae, Streptophyta, Magnoliopsida, Brassicales, Brassicaceae. The transcript has 5 exons. The coding region runs from base 324 to 1019 and encodes 231 amino acids. Gene Ontology annotation, molecular function: Hsp90 protein binding. Gene Ontology annotation, biological process: defense response to fungus; defense response to bacterium. The record is from RefSeq and is a predicted model, not a curated record. Gene Ontology annotation, cellular component: nucleus; cytoplasm.
AGUACAGACGAAAGAUCAUUGGCACAAGAGAGAUACACAAUGGAGGUAGGAUCUGCAACAAAGCUUCAGUGCCAACGUAUUGGCUGCAACGCCAUGUUCACCGGUGACGACAAUCCUGACGGUUCUUGCCAGUUUCAUGCUUCUGUACGUCUUUUUUUUUUCCUCUUGUCUUGAUUUGAAUUUCUUCCAAACUGUUGACUUUGAUAGUGGUUUUAGUCUUGAACCGAUUGAUUAUUAGACUUGUCAGUUAGCUUUUUUGUCUUUUGUUUUUUUUUGUUUUGUUUCUGUUUUUGUUUUUAAUAACAACACUGCUUUAAAACUUUAUGCUCGCAAGUUUAUUAGCUACUCUACUUGUUCAUUGUAUCUUUGCGUAUUCAUUUUCUUUUCCGGUGUGGCUUGGGGGCUCUGUCUACUUGUUUUUGAUCAAGCAGGGACCAUUUUUUCAUGACGGAAUGAAAGAGUGGAGCUGCUGCAAGCAGAGAAGUCAUGAUUUCACUUUGUUCUUGGAAAUCCCUGGAUGUAAGAAAGGCAAACACACAACUGAGAAACCAGUUCUUGCCAAACCUGCUCCAAGACAGCCUAUCACGGUUCCUACUUCAUCUCCAGUUGCUGCCGCUGCCAAUGCAGCAACAAAAGACUCUUGCUCUAGGUGCCGCCAAGGCUUCUUCUGCUCAGACCAUGGCUCUCAACCCAAAGAACAGAUCAGGCAGGCCUUGAACACACCAGUACAAGCGCAAGAAGACGAGACUGAAUCCUUGGCACCACCACCUCCAGUUAAAAAGGUUGUUAUAGACAUUAAUGAACCCCAAGUGUGCAAAAACAAAGGAUGUGGCAAAACGUUCAAAGAGAGAGACAAUCACGAGACUGCUUGUAGCUAUCAUCCAGGUCCUGCUGUCUUUCACGACAGACUCAGAGGGUGGAAAUGCUGCGAUGUUCAUGUGAAGGAGUUUGACGAGUUCAUGGAAAUACCUCCUUGUUCUAAAGGUUGGCACAGCACCAGCGCCGAUCAAGCGGUCUGAUAUAUAUAUAUUCAUGUGAUUUUCAAUAUGAAGUUUUAUCAUCUUUUCAGAUUUCUUAGAAGAAUGAUAUGGAAGAUUUCAUGGAUGGAUAUGCGAUAUGUAAUGAUUAAUAUUCUCAUUAUACUGUUGUUUUAAAUGCUUUUCAUGCUUUAAGAGGUUUUGAUUGUUGUU